Entamoeba histolytica HM-1:IMSS is the source of this 1314-nucleotide messenger RNA. RefSeq lists its product as uncharacterized. The record is from RefSeq and is a predicted model, not a curated record. The coding region runs from base 1 to 1314 and encodes 437 amino acids. The transcript has a single exon. NCBI's taxonomy places the organism in Eukaryota, Evosea, Mastigamoebida, Endamoebidae.
AUGAAAUUAGAUACUUCAUCUUUAUUGACUGUGUUUUUUAGUUUAAGUGAAACUGAUAUAUUUCAAUUUAUACAAAUUAAUAAAAAAUGUUUUAAUGUUUCUCAAUGUUGUUUAGUUAAUCCAUGUAGAUUAAAUAAAAAAAUUUUUCAUUUGUUGAAUAACCUUCAAACUCUUAGUGUUAAAACUGAUGACUUAAAAGAAAUUGAUUCAUUAUCCCAAAAAGAAAAAGAAAGAUUUAAAUCUUAUCCAUUCGUUUGGAGGAUAUCAAUUAAUUCUAAUAAUUUAGAUAAUAAAAGAAAUAUUUGGGAUAUAAUUAAUUUAAAAAAAAUUAGAAAAUUGGUUAUUGCUUGUGAGAAAGUCCCAGAUAUAAUUACUGAAUGUCUUACCCAAAUGGAUGAAUUAACUGAAUUAAAGUUACUUGUUGAAUUUGUCCCAAUGCUUCUUUCACAAAUCCAACAACUUGCAUUAAAAAAAUUAGUCAUUUAUGUUUAUCAAAAAAAUGAAGAAAUUAAUUAUAACCUCUUGCUUAAUCAUCCUACUUGCAAAAAUAUAAUAGUGUAUUCUAUAUUUGAUAAAGAUGUUAUUGAAAUUAAAACAAAAUUUCCAUCAUUAACAGUUGUUUUCCAAUCAAACUACCUUCCUACUUCAAUUAAAUUAGCAAACUUAAUAGUCCAAAGAAAAAUUUAUCUUUCAAUUGGACAUAUUCGUCUUGACUCAAGUGAACUUGAAGUAAAUGACUUUCAAGAACUCCAAAGACUUUAUUUACCAGCAUUUAAUAUUUCGGAUUGCCAACCAUUAACUGUCCUUCCUCAAACCUAUUGUUUAGAAAUUGAUACCUAUUUUCCAGAGAUGGUGUGUCAAAUGACUUGUUUAAAAAAAUUCGUAUUCUUUGAGAAAUUGGGAUAUUUUCCUAAUCAUUAUGACUUUUCUCAUUUAACCCAAUUAACAUCAUUAGUUCUGUAUGGUAACUACCAAAGAAAACGUAAAAUUUUUAUUCCAACAAGUUUAGAAUGUUUAGAAUCAAGUUGUUUUGUUGAUAAUACAAACAACAUUAUUUUAAAUAAGAAAAAAGGACUACAACACCUAAAUUUAAAACAACUCAGUUUGAGGGAAUGUGAAGUUAUAAAACUUGGAGGAGUAGUUGAUGAUUUAGUAUUAAUUAAUUGUUGGACAGAAAAUAUUUUAAAUUGUGUUGGUAUUAAAAAGGUUUAUAUUAAGGAAUGUCCAGUCAAAACUGUUAUUGUGUCUUCUCAAUGUCAACACAUGAGCAUUGAGUGUGAUUCUCUUCAGUGUAUUAAAACAUUACAGAACUAA